GGCGGUGCGCGGGGCGGGCGCCGACGUCAGGGCGCCGCGCGCAUAUUGAUGCGGGGGCCCGGCCGCGCUCGCCAAGGAGCAGAAGGAAGCAAGAUGGCGGCGCUGUAGGAGCGGGGAGCGCGGCGCCCGGGCUGUGCGUGCUGGAUGUCGGCGAGGCUGAGGGACGCGGCAGAGAUACGUUCAGAGGGUAGCCUUGUGGAUGGCCCCGGAGCAGGCCAGAUGGAACAGGGCAGAACCAACCAUGUUGACGGCAAUAGAUUGAGUCCAUUUCUAAUACCACAGUCUUCUCACAUUUGCCAGGCAGAGCCUUCUGCACUGAAGCUACAGAACGGGAGUCCAGCAACAGAGAGGCCUGAAGUGGAAGUAAAUGGAGACCACAAGCCGCUAUUCAAUAAAAGCAACUUUGGAGUGUCCCACCCAAAGGGAAGUCCAAACAAUCGUGUUAGCCCUGACCUUUUACAAGAAAAGAAAGUAUUCUCCAAAUAUAUGCAAAAUGGUGGGAUCAAACGUACUUUUAGCGAGCCCUCUCUGUAUGGACUUCAUGAGAGCAAGAAAGUGAGACAAGACAAAGAGGUAAAUGGAGAAAAAGCUGAGCCAGAGGACAAUAGUGAAAAACCAAGUGUCUCCAAUUGUUACAGUGAGAAGAAAUUUGAAAGUUUUACAAGACAAGAAAACAAAGCUUCAGAUUUGAUACCGUCUACAAGAUACAACAGUGUUGGUUCAGAAAACCCUCAUGAUCUUCUGCUUCAGGAUGAGCAGGAGCGGGAAAAUAUUCAUUGCCAUAACAGGGACAUUGUCUUACUACUUAAGAACAAGGCAGUGCCAAUGCCUAAUGGUGCUACAGUUUCUGCCUCUUCCAUGGAAAGCAUGCAUGGUGAACUCCUGGAGAAAACACUGUCUCAAUAUUAUCCAGAACUUGUUUCCAUAGCAAUGCAGAAGAACACAUCUCAUAUCAAUGCCAUUACCAGUCAGGCUACCAAUGAGUUGUCUUAUGAGACAACGCAUUCAUCCCAUACCUCAGGGCAGAUCACUUCCCCACAGACCUCAAACUCUGAGCUGCCUCAAGUGCCAGCUGUAGUGGUUACUGAGGUUUAUGACACAAAAGACUCCAGUAAACCACCUGCAUUGCCAGGUAGCUGUUCACUUCAGAAACCAGAUCUACAGCUACAGCAACAGAUUCCAGGCUAUGAUUCUCACCAGUUACCUGUAGGAAACAGUAAUAUUCAUGGAAGCAUAGGGCAGGUUCCCAACCAAGACCUCUCCCUAAGUUCCAGCAGUAACCUGCAAGCUCAGAGCACUGCUCUGGAAAGGUACUCUGAGCAAGCAGAAAAUAAUGGUGCUUUCUUUACACAGAACUCAAUGUUUCACAAAGAUUCCUCCACCGCUCCUGCUCCAGAAAUGAACAGUGCACUGUCUGCCGCGGUGCAAGAAGGACAUCAUUCCUAUGAGAACAGAUGUGAUGAAACUCUUUCUGGGGAGAUAAAAAAUGAAGGGCAACAGGAGGGACCAAUGUCAGAAAGUCCCAGCCUCAGCCAACAACAACUUCACUCUCAGCACAGCCUUCUGCAACAGGCACAAAUGUCACAACAAGAUGUCAGUGAAAGCAACCCACAAGCUGCUGUGGCUGCCUCGAUUCCACAGCACCCUGAAGAAGUGACGCUGGUGUCAGAAUCUCCCCUCCAAAACCUGCACGCACACAGAAGCAAGGGUGAGUUGCAACAACACUAUCAGCAUUUCCCAGGACAGAGAGAACCUCAGACUCCUCCUGACAAAGAAAAGGACCAAGUGAAAGAGCCUGUACAACAGGCUCAAUGUUAUUCAAAACCAGCCUGGAUAGAACUGGUUUCCACCCAGUUCCACCAGGGAGAGCCUCCCCAGAAGCCCAGCGAAGCAUCAUUGCGCUCAAUUCUUCAGUAUCAGGCAAGCACAGCCCAAACCGUCUAUACAAAACAGUAUGCUGGAAGUCCUGAUUCAUUGAAAGGGCCUUCAGGACAGGCCCAGAGCCAGAAGAUAAUGCAACAGGAACAAUUUCCUCCACUGUACAAAAGUGAGAGCUCCCUGCUGCAGCCACAUCCCCCAGCUGACCAGCAACUACCGUUCCAGAAACACUCACCACAGCCACAACUCAUAAAGGUGGAUUCCCUUCUCAAGUCCCAAGUGCAGCAACACUCUCCACAGCAGUUCCAUUUCCAGCCAAGAUCAGAACUACAAACUGAACAGCCUUUAGGGGCCCCCUUGAAACAGCAGCACUUGAAACCCCAGCCAGGGGAAAAUGGGCAAUUCUUGCAUUCACAUAUCUUGCAACAGAUGCUGCAAAAACAGGCACAUCCGGUGCAGCUGCCAUGCAGUCCACAGCUAACCCCAAACCAGCAGCAGGCCCCAAAAAUGAAAACUAAAGACCUGCCCCAAGCCGUAUCCUACCCCCAAAGCAAUGCUGGGCAGCCUCUGGACAGGAAGUCCUUCAAUCAACUUGAAGUAGAUGAAUGUUUCCAAACUGGGAGUAAGUAUGCUAAAUCAGCUGCAUUCCCACUGCCUAACCCUCAGCUAGGCCUAGAGCAGGUACAGACCAUGAACAACAAAGCUCCCCUUUACACUCAGAAGGCAAAUGCCAGUCUCCAGCACCCUUGCCCAAACAACAGGCACCUGAUUCCGGAGAAGAAAGUGAACGCCGCAAAUAUGGAACGCUUUGGAGCCAACAAAAUGCAAGACUUGCAGCAUGUGCAGUAUUUAUCAAAUAACUUGACCGCAAAGCAAGAUGCAAAUCAUUGUUUUCAAGAACAAGAGCAACAGACACAAGAAGCCUCAGUUCUACAUUUGCCACCUCUCCAGCCCUCACAGGGCUAUGGUGCUAGUCUGAAUCAAGAGCUCCCGAGCAAACAAGCUCCACAGAUCCCUCAGCAGUACUUACCACACAGCCAAACUGCCACCGACUCCCAAGACCAGAGAGGCUGUCAUUUGCAGUCCCAGACCUCUAAGGAUUUUCAAAAGCAUGCUGUUCUGCGGUGGCAUCUUUUGCAAAAACAGGAGCAACAAGCAUACCAGCAACCCAAAACUGAGACUGGUCCCAGUGCAGCACGCAAGCCUAUAAAAAUCGAGGCUGGCACAAAGUCUAAUGUCUGCAUGCACCCAUUAGCUGGACAGCUGGAAAACAAAACAUGGAAAAAACCAGUUAAACAGGAGAAUCAGCACUUUGGCUGCGAGAACGUGCAACAAAAGAGCAUAAUCGAGACAAUGGAGCAGCAGCUAAAACAGAUACAGGUCAAAUCACUGUUUGAUCAUAAGACUUUUACUCUCAAAUCACCCAAGCAUGUGAAGGUUGAAACAGCAGGCCCUAUUACCAUCCUAUCACGACAUACCAGUGCUGCAGAUUUUGACACUCAAAUACCAGUCUCAGAUCAGCAAGCAAACUUGUCUGCUGAGAAAACCCCGACCAAAAGAACAGCUGGAACUGUUCUCAAUAAUUUUUUAGACUCACCUUCCAAGUUACUGGACACUCCUGUAAAAAAUUUAUUGGACACACCUGCCAAAACCCAGUAUGAUUUCCCAUCUUGCAGCUGUGUUGAACAAAUUAUUGAAAAAGAUGAAGGUCCCUUCUAUACUCAUCUAGGAGCCGGUCCUAAUGUGGCAGCUAUUAGAGAAAUCAUGGAAGAAAGAUUUGGACAGAAGGGUAAAGCUAUAAGGAUUGAGAGAGUUGUCUACACUGGGAAAGAAGGCAAAAGUUCUCAAGGAUGUCCAAUUGCUAAAUGGGUAGUCCGCAGAAGCAGUCAGGAGGAGAAGCUGCUCUGCUUGGUGCGCGAGCGAGCAGGACACACAUGUGAGACGGCCGUCAUCGUGAUUCUCAUCCUGGUCUGGGAGGGAAUCCCGACCAGCCUGGCUGAUAAGCUCUACACUGAACUCACUGACACCCUGAGGAAGUACGGCACACUCACAAACCGGCGCUGCGCCCUGAACGAAGAACGGACUUGUGCAUGCCAAGGGCUGGACCCUGAAACUUGUGGUGCUUCAUUUUCCUUUGGUUGCUCCUGGAGCAUGUACUACAAUGGUUGUAAGUUUGCCAGAAGCAAGAUUCCAAGAAAGUUUAAGCUGAUGGGGGAUGACCCAAAAGAGGAAGAAAAACUAGAAUCCAAUUUGCAGAAUCUGUCAACACUGAUGGCACCUACCUACAAGAAGCUUGCACCCGAUGCAUAUAACAACCAGAUCGAGUACGAACACAGAGCCCCCGAGUGUCGCCUGGGUUUGAAGGAAGGUCGGCCAUUCUCAGGGGUCACUGCCUGCCUCGACUUCUGUGCUCAUGCUCACAGAGACUUGCACAAUAUGCAAAAUGGGAGUACUCUGGUUUGCACACUGACUAGAGAAGACAAUCGUGAAAUUGGCCAAACACCAGAAGAUGAGCAGCUCCAUGUGCUCCCAUUAUAUAAAGUCUCUGAUGUGGAUGAGUUUGGAAGCACUGAGGGCCAGGAGGAGAAGAAGAGGAAUGGCAGCAUCCAGGUCCUUACCUCCUUUCGACGAAAAGUAAGGAUGUUAGCAGAGCCUGUUAAGACCUGUCGGCAAAGGAAGCUAGAAGCAAAGAAAGCAGCUGCAGAAAAGCUUUCCUCCUUGGAAAAUGGGUCUAGCAAAGCUGAGAGAGAGAAGUCUGCUGCAGCACGCAACAAGCAAGGCACCUCUGAAGCAGCAGGUCACGCAAAGCAGCUGGCAGGUAAACAAAGGAAUCGGAGCGGGGUCAGCAGUGAUCUUUUACGUCUUUCAGGACCAGCCACACAACAGCAACAGCAGCAACAUCCACAGCGCUCCCUUCCUAACAACCCUCAGUCAAAUUCCAUUAACUCUUACUCAGGUUCAGGUUCUGCAAAUCUCUAUGGAAGGCUGCCUAAUCCAGCCAAUGCUUAUCCAAACUCUUCGUACACUUCAGAUCCAUAUGGAGGGUCCAAUCCCAUGAACCUCUAUACAACCUCAUCACAGUCUGUGGGAUCUUAUUUGAAUUCUUCCAGUCCCAUAAACCCUUAUUCAGGAUCUCUAAGUCAAAAUAACCAAUAUCCCCCCUACCAAUGCAAUGGAAACUUAGCUAUGGACAACUGCCCCUCUUACUUGGGCUCCUACUCUUCCCAGCAUCAGCACAUGGACUUGUAUAGUUGCCAGAGCCAAGACCAUAUGUCUAAACUAAGUCUACCACCCAUUCAAACAUUAUACCAGCAUAGGUUUGGGAAUAACCAGAGUUUUGGUCCCAAGUACUUGAAUUAUGGAAACCAAAAUAUGCAGGUAGACUCCUUCAGUAACUGCACCAUUAGACCAAAUUUACACCACAUAGGGUCAUUUUCCUCUUACUCAACUCAUGAGGCCAAUGGCCAUUUUAUGGAUGUUGCCUCAAGGUUAAAAUCUAAUCUAAGUAAUUCAAGCAUGGAUUUUGCCUCCAUGAGUAAAACAGGUGAACAUCAUCACAUGCAACCACCUUCUCAUUUAUCACAUGACUACCAUUCUGCGCAAAGUAUGUUUCGUGGUCCUCCUAAUUCACUGCAUCUCCAAAAUAAGGAUAACGAAAUGAUUUCACAUGCAGUUAAUGGUUUGUCUAACAUGCUUCCAGGUCAAAACCAUGACAGGACUACUCCCCAGGGUGGUUUAGAUAAAACUGACGUGCUGAAUCCAGAAAAAACAGAGGAUCCUGAUGAAGUCUGGUCAGAUAGUGAGCAGAACUUUCUGGAUCCAGAAAUUGGAGGAGUGGCAGUUGCGCCAUCUCAUGGGUCAAUUCUCAUAGAGUGUGCAAAACGUGAGCUCCAUGCAACAACCCCCUUAAAAAAUCCCAACAGGAACCAUCCCACCAGAAUAUCCCUUGUAUUUUACCAGCACAAGAGCAUGAAUGAGCCAAAACAUGGUCUGGCUCUGUGGGAGGCAAAGAUGGCUGAGAAGGCAAGAGAGAAAGAAGAGGAAUGUGAGAAGUACGGCCCAGACUACGUGCCUCAGAAAUCCUACGGCAAAAAAGCCAAGCGGGAGCCUGUGGAGCCCCACGAGCCCUCUGAGCCAACGUACCUGCGCUUCAUCAAGUCCCUGGCACAAAGGACGCUGUCGGUCACCACGGACUCCACCGUAACCACAUCUCCAUAUGCCUUUACACGGGUUACAGGGCCUUACAACCGAUACAUCUGACUUCACACCUUGGUUGGUUACCUCAUUUGAAAAAACACCUUGUCACUACAGUAGUAGGUGCUUUAGGUUUCGUGGAAGGCAAAGGUGGAGAAGAAAACAGUGUUUUUAUGGAACUCAUCGGUGGAAGAAGCCUCGACACACCAGCAAAAAGAGGUAAAUCUCACUAGAGCACUUGUUUUCCGCUGAUUUUUAAGUGGUCACAGAUGGCACGUAGGAAACAAGACCAAAGCAUCCUAUGCAAAGAAAAACAAAACAGAAGAAGAAAAUAAAAGGAAAGUAAAAAGGAGAGAAUACAACAAAGUGUUUCACAAUUUACAUUGGAAAAUGCUGGCUCUUACUGAAAGAGAUAAUCUGCAAAUGGAAUUUUUUUUUUCCUUACAGUUUUGCACAUCUGUGGCCACUUUUAAUGUCAUCAAGUCUGCAUAGUCACGGAACAGGAGGAAAAAACCCCUUAAAAAUAAUACUGCAGUAUUACAACUGCAGGAAUCUUAAAAUAACAUCUGGUGCUGAAUCUAUGAUGUACUGAAAUACUGGAAUUAUGGCUUUUUAACAUGCAACUUUUACUGUAAUCUUGAUAGUUUUUUGAUUUUAUUUAACAAAGUAGAUAAGUAUAAGACAAAUAGACAGCAAAACACUGAAUUUGUUUGAAUAUUCUAAAACCAUGGUGCUAUCUACGAGAAUGGUGUCUUUAUUUUAUCAGUCAAACAGUUAAUGCCUUUAUAACAAAAUGUCAAUGAUGUAGUCAAAUGUUCUUCAGCAACAGGGAGGAUCUUUUCAUUCAUGUAUGUAUUGAAGUUACCUGGUGUUAAAAUAAGCUUACUUUUUAACAUAUGAGAAUUACAAAGACCUCUGGAUUUUGCUCAUCCAGUCAAGUCCUAGAAAAGGACAAUAAAAUAGAGAGAUAUUUUUUUUUUAAAUAGUGUUUCAAAAGCACUUUGUCUACCUAAGCUUGGCAACUUGAACAAUGCUAAGGUACUAAGACAUUAAAAAAAAGAGUUUACUUUGAUUUAAAAAUGCAAAGAUAAUUUUUUUAAACUAAAAGCUUUUAAAUACUUUGGUUUAGCCAUGCAUCAGCUAGUGGGCUACAUAUCCAUUUUUAAUACAGUCAGUUAUGAUAAAAACGGGGCUUACUGGAUAUAAGGGAAUACUUUAGUACACAAAACACUUUUUUUCUGGUGCUCAUCUCACACAGCUAUACUGUAAACUGUUUUCUACAAUUAUUAUGACAAGUUCAUUGCUCAAAUAUGUACAGUUUUAAGGAAAGAAUUUUAUAUUAACCACAGGUAAUAAUUAGCAGCAUGCAACAAACUACACCUAGUUAACUUGGGCUUCUGCUGUUUCUAGAGAUCUGUGCGCUCCCACUAUGGAAUGGCAGAACUGCUUUUGUGUUGAUAAUUAUGUACAUUGUGGUGCAAGUAAUUUCUUGGUGCAAGUGGCUUCUUUUCCAGGAAGACUGAGCAGGCCGAUGCCUACACAAAAUGAAUGAAACAGGGUUAGUUCUGUACUAUUCCAUUGAUUAAUAGAAAAAAAAAAUAGGCAGCUGGCUUGCUUGGUGGUUUUAAAUCAUUAAUUUCUAAUUAAAAAAAAAAAAGCAAGAGAGCUGUAUAGUAAAUUAAAUUGUAAACAAAACUUUUUUUAACGCAAUGCUUUAGUAUUUUAGUACUGUAAAAAUAUUAAAUCUAUAUAUAUUUGGGUUUUGAGCUGAAUUUACAUCAUGGUGCUACUCAGCCUGCUACAAAUAUAUCAUAAUGUGAGCUAAAAAUACAUUAAAAGGUUUGAGUGAUGUUCCUACUUGUCAUAUACCUCAACACUAGUUUGGCAAUAGGAUAUUGAACUGAGUGUGAAAGUUUAUAUAUUGUAUACCAUCUUUUUUCCCCAAUAGCCUUUGAAAAAAACAAAAAAACGAAACAAAAAAACUCUCAAUACUUGACAUUUUAGCAAGUAUAACUUGAAUUUCAACUUCUUUUUUCCUUUUUUAUUUUUUUUUGGUUCUAAAAAUUCAGGGAUAUUUCAGCUCAUGUUCUCCUAUGCCAACGUGUCACCUGUGUGUAUGUAAAGCUGUUGUAGGUUAAAUAUAUUAUUCCUGGGUUUUUUGAUUUUGUUUUGUUUUGGGUUUUUUUCAGGGAUUUAAUGUUUUUCUUUUGAAUCCCUUCUCUUAUUUUUCUUGUACAUUUAUUGUGUAACAAAAACUAAUUUUGUAAAUUUGUUAGCUCUUUAUUGUAACAGAAGUGUUUAAGAGAUUUAGAAUGUUUUGACUGUUUCAAAUAAUUAAACAAAAAGAAAGUAGAAUGCACUGAGCUAAUUAAAGGGAAAAAUGUAAGGCAGGGGUUUGGCAAGUGACUGUUUGCUAGAGUUAUUUGAGUCACUCUCUAAACAAGGCUUCUUGAAUACUGUAAUGAAUAAAAUAAAAUAUAAAAAGGUACAGUCUGUACAAGGGCUUCCCUAAACAUGCAAACCUCCAUGUCCCAGCUAUAUCUUGUGCAAUAUACUGUAAGAUUAAGUUUGGUCAAAAGAAAUUCUAUCCAACAGAAUCACAACCUAACUCAAGUAAAUCAAAGGAGGCCUUUGGGUUUAAUGGUCAAAUAUUUAUUAUGACAAUUUUGUUUUUUCUCAGUCUGUGACUUUAUCCACUCAUUGAAACAAAAGUUUUGCCUUUUUGAAAAAAAAAAGAUGGUUGUAUGUCAGAUUAAGUAAUUCAUUAUAUAUCUUCAUCUUUGGGUAAUUUUUUUUUUAAUCCUAUAUAAUUCAUGUAAUCCACAGUAGAUGUUUGGUUAAUAUGCCAUGUACUGUCAUUUGCCAAACUGCUGGCAGCAGGAGCAGGAAGCUUAAUUGGUGAAUCAGUUUUGUAUUGUAAAUACCUGAGCUGUAAUUUUUGGUGUACAGAACCCUGCCUCAGUUGGAAUGAAUGACAAUGCAGACAGAGUUGCUUGUAUAGGAUUAUCAGGUUGACUAUAGCCAUACUUGAAGAUGCUUCUGAGAGUUGUCAACUUUACUUGAAUGAAUUUUUCAUCUUGAUUGACGCACAGCAGUAUAAAGUUCACUUCUAAAGCUAGCGGUUAACUUGUGUAGGAAACUUUAGCAGUUUGACACUAAGGCAAUGAACUUCUGUGUGCAUUUUCUAUGCUCAUGUUCUACCUUUUUUUACUUUAAUUUCAUUCAUUUUCAUGAGAUGUUUGGUAUGUCUAUAAAAAGAAUCUGAGGAUAGUUAUAAAUACUGUAAGUAUUGUAAUGUAAUGCAGGUUAUUUGAAAGCUGUUUAUUAUUAUAUCAUUCCUGAUAACGCUGAGAUGUGGGUGUUUUUAAUAAAAUUUAUAUUUAUUUAAUGCA
Molecule: messenger RNA, 9464 nt
Organism: Prinia subflava (tawny-flanked prinia)
Lineage: Eukaryota; Metazoa; Chordata; Aves; Passeriformes; Cisticolidae
Gene: TET2
Product: tet methylcytosine dioxygenase 2
Exons: 10
Coding region: 145-6138 (1997 amino acids)
Biological process (GO): positive regulation of transcription by RNA polymerase II; myeloid cell differentiation
Cellular component (GO): nucleus
Molecular function (GO): DNA 5-methylcytosine dioxygenase activity
Source: RefSeq, a predicted model, not a curated record